This is a messenger RNA of Arabidopsis lyrata subsp. lyrata, 1101 nucleotides long. Its product is annotated as vesicle transport v-SNARE 12. The record is from RefSeq and is a predicted model, not a curated record. Gene Ontology annotation, cellular component: ER to Golgi transport vesicle membrane; SNARE complex; late endosome membrane. Gene Ontology annotation, biological process: vesicle-mediated transport; intracellular protein transport; vesicle fusion. Lineage: Eukaryota; Viridiplantae; Streptophyta; Magnoliopsida; Brassicales; Brassicaceae. The transcript has 5 exons. Bases 280 to 948 code for a protein of 222 amino acids. Gene Ontology annotation, molecular function: SNAP receptor activity; SNARE binding.
ACGGUUUGGUUCGGUUUGGUUUGUCUCACCUACAUUUUCAUCGAUUGCAGCAUAGUUGAAAUACACAGUAGCUGACACGUGCCAGAUAAAACGCACCGCUUUGAUUGUUUGUUUGUUCCUUCUUGUUCCCCGAGCAGAAAAAAAAUCGAAGGAAGAAGAAGAGUUGUUUGAUUUUCUGAGGAAACUGUUUGCUUCUAGAUCCGAUCCGAUCCAAAUCGAAAAUCACCAGAUUUUUUUGAUCAGUCGAAUUUUUGAGAUCGAAACAUUGAAUUGAAGAAGAUGAGCGACGUAUUUGAAGGGUACGAGCGCCAAUACUGCGAGCUCUCAACCAAUCUCUCCAGAAAAUGUCACUCUGCAUCGGUUCUCUCCGACGGAGAAGAGAAGAAGGGGAAGAUUGCUGAGAUUAAGUCUGGAAUAGAAGAAGCUGAUGUCUUGAUCCGGAAAAUGGAUCUUGAGGCUAGAAGUUUGCAGCCGAGUGCUAAAGCUGUGUGUCUUUCUAAACUAAGAGAGUAUAAAUCUGAUCUGAACCAAUUGAAGAAGGAAUUCAAACGAGUCUCGUCCGCAGAUGCUAAGCAGUCUUCUCGUGAAGAAUUGAUGGAAUCGGGAAUUGCAGAUCUGCAUGCAGUAUCUGCUGACCAAAGAGGAAGAUUGGCAAUGUCAGUGGAGAGGCUUGACCAAUCCAGCGACCGAAUCAGGGAGAGUAGAAGACUAAUGCUGGAGACAGAAGAGGUUGGCAUCUCAAUUGUCCAAGAUUUGAGUCAGCAACGACAAACCCUCCUUCAUGCGCACAACAAGCUUCAUGGUGUGGAUGACGCCAUUGACAAGAGCAAGAAGGUGUUGACGGCUAUGUCAAGAAGAAUGACAAGGAACAAGUGGAUUGUUACUUCGGUAAUCGUGGCUCUCAUUCUCGCCAUCAUUUUGAUCAUCUCAUACAAACUUUCUCAUUAAUAUACUAAAAAAACAUAAUUCAUCGUGAUUGUGUGUAUAUAUGAUGGUUGAUUCCUUUGUAAUGGCCCAAGUGUUUACUUGUAUUUCAAGUACGAUGUGUGUAUUGAAGUGGCAACACUUUAACAUUCAUAAUUAAGAUUUCCCAAGUCUUUA